CUCGAUGAAGGUGAGGAAUGACCGGCGAUGAUGGUCGCCUGGAUUCUUUCGUCACGCAGUGGCGGUGCACCCAAACUGUGGCGCUGUGGCAGUUGCUGCCCCAACGAAAGUAUCAACAGUCGCGGAUGCUUCCUCUGUCGGUAUCAUCACCACAAGAAUUGUCUAUCUCCACGUUUUACUAGGAACUAGCCAUAAGUCUCAAUCUCCUUUGCCAAAAUGCUUCUCGACGAAAGCCCUGCCACGCUGAUCCACCACACAAUCGGCAACUUCAACAUCCACCCCGACAAACAAGCCGUCACGCGCAUCAAUGACUCGCUCGCCACCCUCCAGCAGUCGCGCGACCUGCGCAUGCGCGAAGCAGAAUCCUCCAUGAAGAAGCUGUCGCGUCACCUGCACUCCUUGACCGCGCAACACGAGGAGGCCGUAGCGGCGCACGACGCCGGCAAACACGCCGCCGAGAUGGUCGAGCUGGACACGAAGAAAUUUCGCAUCGCGAAGGCUGCCACGGAACUGGAGAUCGAGAGCGAGAGGCUGGAGAGCGAGCUGGAGAUGCUGAAGGAGCGAUUGGCGGAUCUGGAGGCUCAGGGGUUGGAGGGCGACGAGGGGACAAGGCGCGAGAGAGAGAUGGACGAUGCGACGAUUCUUCGAUUGAAAAUCUAUCGGUCGCUGGGAGUGGAUAUCGAGGCCGACGAGGCGGGCACUUUCAACAAGGCGGUUAUUCGCAACAGUCGCAAGGGCGACGUGCACGUUGUCAACAUCGAUCCGAAGUUCUCGCGCUUCUUCUACUCGAAUUACUUCUGGUCGACCAUGCAGGGGUAGUUCCGUUGAUUGCUUUCUUUUCUACUAUUCCUUUUCGGCGUUGAAGGUUCACGACGCUACGAUUUUUCUUCUUUGCAAAGCUUCAUUGUCUACAUAAUAUACCCUGAUCUGAAAUAAAUUGCUAUACAGUUUAUACA
Messenger RNA from Aspergillus melleus, 956 nucleotides. RefSeq names its product kinetochore Spc24 family protein (gene spc24). Lineage: Eukaryota; Fungi; Ascomycota; Eurotiomycetes; Eurotiales; Aspergillaceae. The coding region runs from base 217 to 819 and encodes 200 amino acids. The transcript has 3 exons. The record is from RefSeq and is a predicted model, not a curated record.